CUCAAGCUAACAGAUCUUAUUUCAUUGCCACGGAUACCAUGUUUGGACUUGGGAACGUAACAUAUUUUACAUAUUUUAGUGAGUUUAACAGACCCUGGAAAGGGGCUGCUUAUAUUGAGGCAACAAUCAUGACAACAUUGUUCGUAAUGUCUGUUAUCGGAAACUUCUUCAUUCUUGGGAUUAUGUUCAAGACAAGAAGUUCGAGAACCAUAACCAACUACUUUGUAUGCAAUCUUGCCAUUGGCGACAUUUUGUUCGCUACAGCUGCACCAUUUGUUGCUUACGUCAGAAUCACAGGCACGUGGCGUCUUGGAGACGGUAUGUGUCAUCUGUUGACUUAUGGGAUGUUUGUGUGCGCCAUUGCAAUGAUUUGGACAAUGGCGGUGAUUAGCGUGGACAGGUACCUUUGCAUCAACAAAGGGAUGGUGAAUAGAAUACGAACAGGCCAUGUUGUUUUGAUUUGCUUAUGUAUUUGGAUUGUCAGUGCAUGUUGUUUCCUCCCAUUAGCUCUUUUCUUUCACCUCAAAGACAUAGAAGUUGGUGAAGAAAUGGCAACAAUAUGCUCGUUGCUAUGGCCACGAGGAAGAAUUCAUUAUUCCGCGUUCUUUAUGGCAAUGUUGGUAUUGUUUGCCUUCUUCAUGCCAAUGACUGUGAUCACCUUUAACUACUAUCAAAUAUUCCGGAAAUUUUGGUCCUCAAAGAAAGCAGUUGGUGCUUUAUGCCAUAUUCAGACAAGGAGCCAAAGAGUGGCAAUUGCAAGAAGAAACAAGGAUAUAAAAAUGGUGAAGACACUUAUUCUACUAGUGCUGGUGUUUGUCAUCAUGUGGCUGCCGCUGUUUGUAGUUUUGGGAAUGUUACACCAUGACGUUUCUUACAGAAACAACAGUUUACCAUCAUAUGUACUCACUUGGACUUUGAUUAUAGCAUAUAUCAAUCCAUGUGUUAACCCGUUUUUGUAUGGAUUCAUAAACCUGGAAACUUGCCAGAAUGUGUUAUUCUGUUGCAGCCAGUAUCAAAAUUCCUCGGAGGACCUACUCGCUAGUAAUACUAACCUCAAUGACAGAAAUGACAUUACUCGGCCGUAACAAUCGUAACCAUGGUAACACAAAUAUCGAGUUGAAGUUGUCAGGCAUUUAAUAAGAGAUAUCAAAUGAUUUAAGGAGCUGAUAAAUGGAUGACAAAUAACAUUUCAAAACAUAUAUAGUUAAACCUGUUUUUUGUUUUUGUUUGGAUUUACGGUGCACCAACACAAUUAAGGUCAUAAUGGCGCCGAAACAGGAAAGAUGAUAUUGACUUACCUCGGGUGUUACAAAUUAAAAGCAACAUCAGGAGUCAUAACCACCUCACCUGCUGGAGCUAAGAGAUAAUUUUGACCUAUUUAGUCGCCUCUUACGAUCAUGCACGGUGACACGGUGGCUGAAUUCUGAUGCCUCAGUCCGUAAAGACAACACCUCCGCUACAAUUAAGGGCCAUUAUCAUAUAGAAA
Messenger RNA from Ruditapes philippinarum (Manila clam), 1486 nucleotides. RefSeq names its product free fatty acid receptor 4-like. Gene Ontology annotation, biological process: G protein-coupled receptor signaling pathway. The transcript has a single exon. The coding region runs from base 39 to 1085 and encodes 348 amino acids. Lineage: Eukaryota; Metazoa; Mollusca; Bivalvia; Venerida; Veneridae. Gene Ontology annotation, molecular function: G protein-coupled receptor activity; peptide binding. Gene Ontology annotation, cellular component: membrane. The record is from RefSeq and is a predicted model, not a curated record.